AUGGGCAAUGGUGACAAAGUAAAAGUCAAGGAGUAUGUAAAAGGAAUCUGUGAACCUGAGCUAGAAGAAAGAGAAUGUUAUCCUAUAGCCAUGCAUUGCAUUUUUGUUGGGGCAGAGAACCUGUUUCUGAAGAGCUUGAUUCAGGAUACUUGUGCUGACCUCUGUGUCUUAGACAUUGGUCUUCUUGGCAUCAGAGGAAGUGCCGAAGCUGUGGUCAUGGCCAGGAGCCAUAUUCAGCAAUUUGUAAAGCUCUUUGAGAAUAAUGAGAAUAUACCCAGCAGUCAGAAAGAAUCAGAGAUAAAAAGGGAAUUCAGACAAUUUGUUGAAGCCCACGCAGACAAUUAUACAAUGGAUUUGUUAAUUUUGCCCACUUCCUUGAAGAAAGAACUUUUAACACUCACACAAGGUGAAGAGAAUCUAUUUCAAACAGAUGAUGAUGUUAUUGAAGUUAGAGAUGACCAACAACCAGGGUUUACACAGAAUACUGACACAGAGAUGAAUAUUACUAGAGAUGAAAUUGUUAUGCAGGAAGAUGCAAGAGAUAAAGCUGGGACUCCUAUUUCUGAGCUUACAAAACAAAUGGACACAGUCUUUUCUAGUUCACCAGAUAUGCUUAAAGUUCCAGUAAAUGGGGCUAGUCCAGAUGAAGAGGCACUUUCCAAAGAGAGAGCUUGUUACAAAAGGAGAUAUUCUGAUUCGGAGGAAAGGCAUACCAAGAAGCAAUUUUCUUUAGAAAAUGUUCAAGAAGAAGAGCUCUUACAUGGUGAUAAGGCAUCGGCUGGAAAUGUAAUUAUUGAUUUAUCUGAUUCUUCUACUGAGGUAAAUUUAAGUCCAGAUAUAAAAGACACUACUGAGGAAAUGGAAUACAACAUCCUUGUGAACUUUUUUAAAACUAUGGGCUAUUCACAAGAAAUUGUUGAAAAGGUCAUUAAGGAGUAUGGGCCUUCUACUGAACCAUUAUUACUCUUAGAGGAAAUUGAAAAGGAAAAUAAAAAGUUUCAAGAAGACAGUGAACUUUCACCUGGUACUGCAUAUCCAGAUACCAACAAAAAUAAAAGUAUUAGCAGCAUAAAUGAGUUUACAACAGAUUCCAUUCAGAAGAAAACACAGAAUCACAUACAGCAAAAUAUGGUAGAAAAUUUUACUGUGUUACCAUCUAAACCAUGUACCUCAAAUUGCAAAAUUAGUACUUUCAGGACUGUGCCAAGAGAACAGAAACAUGAAAUCUGGGGUCCAAACCAGAAUUAUAGUUGUAACAUAGACCUUGAAACUGAUGGCCUUUCACCCUCUGUUGCCCCUUCAAGCCCCAAAGAAAUUAAUCUUGUCUCCAGAGGAGUCUCAAGUCACCAGCAAAGAAGUCCAGUUUUUCCUGAAAAUGGUUUACAACAGCAUUCAGAACCCUUGCUUCCAAAUAAUAUGAAGUCUCCCUGUGAGAAACAUUCAGGAUGUUGUACCUCUCCUCAGUCUAAGCCAAAUUGCCUGUCCAUUUCUCCAUCAAUGCCACUGUCCCAGAUGUUACCUUCGGUUUCUGAUGCAAGGUUUGCAGGACCUUCUGAUUAUAUCGAUUCCUCAGUUACAGGGGUUCAAAGAUUUCGAGAUACCCUAAAAGUGCCCUACAAGUUGGAAUUAAAAAACGAACCAGGAAGAAUGGAUUUGAAGCAUAUCGUUAUAGAUGGGAGCAAUGUUGCAAUUACCCAUGGACUGAAAAAGUUCUUUUCUUGUCGUGGAAUUGCAAUUGCAGUUGAAUAUUUUUGGAAGCUUGGCAACAGAAACAUCACUGUAUUUGUCCCUCAGUGGAGAACAAGGCGUGACCCUAAUAUCACAGAGCAGCACUUCUUAACCCAGCUCCAGGAGCUUGGAAUAUUAUCUUUAACUCCUGCACGGAUGGUCUUUGGAGAAAGAAUUGCUUCUCAUGAUGACAGGUUUUUACUACACUUAGCGGACAAAACUGGUGGCAUAAUUGUAACAAAUGAUAACUUCAGAGAAUUUGUGACUGAGUCAGUCUCCUGGCGAGAAAUUAUUACAAAAAGAUUGCUUCAAUAUACAUUUGUGGGGGACAUAUUUAUGGUUCCUGAUGAUCCUUUGGGAAGAAGUGGACCUCGACUAGAAGAAUUUCUUCGGAAGGAUGUCUUUUCAAGAGACAUGCAGCCGCUGUUCAGUGCUCUGCCCAGUGUGGGCAUGUUUGACCCCAGUUUCAGGGUCUCUGGUACCCAGGUAGCCAGCACCAGCCACCAGCCUCUGCCCCGGAUUCAGGGAGCCUCUUCCAGCCCCUGGCUCCCUCAGCAAUCCCACUUCCCCCUCCUACCAAACCUUCCUGCUGUGCAACACAAUCUGCCCAUGCCAGCACAGAGGUCUUCUGCGGAAACCAGUGAAUUGAGGGAGGCCCUGCUAAAGAUCUUCCCCGACUCUGAGCAGAGACUGAAAAUCGACCAGAUCUUGAUGGCCCAUCCAUACAUGAAAGAUCUGAAUGCCCUCUCUGCCAUGGUGUUGGACUGAAGGUUAUGCUACAAAGCUUGAGCUCAGGGCCCACUGAUCACACUCGAGCUGACUGCUGUCUGCAAUGGGAAAAAUAAUGUGAAGAAACCUUUUCUCCAGUGUGAACAUUGUUAUAUUGUACAGAGAAAAGAAAAAUGUUUUUGUUGUAUACAAAAAUCUGGGUUUUCAAAGCCAGCUUUUUUCUAUAUAUACAUUAUGCUGCUAUUACAGAUUUAACAUUUUCUGUAAAAGGAAAGUCUACAUUUUCUGCCUGUUCAGAGCUGUUUAAUAGCAGUUACUCUUGAGUGUAUUUACAUUUUUAUGUUUUUUAAACUAUUUUCCUUAAAGCUGAAGAUAUUGAUAAAUGGAUAUGGUUAGCCUUUCUAAAAUAAUAAUUAAAGAGUCAUUUUCUUAAGGAAAGCAAGACCUCUUAAAGUAUA
Molecule: messenger RNA, 2915 nt
Organism: Dipodomys ordii (Ord's kangaroo rat)
Lineage: Eukaryota; Metazoa; Chordata; Mammalia; Rodentia; Heteromyidae
Gene: N4bp1
Product: NEDD4 binding protein 1
Exons: 7
Coding region: 1-2496 (831 amino acids)
Biological process (GO): negative regulation of protein ubiquitination; negative regulation of proteasomal ubiquitin-dependent protein catabolic process
Cellular component (GO): nucleus; PML body
Source: RefSeq, a predicted model, not a curated record